Molecule: messenger RNA, 861 nt
Organism: Lachancea sp. 'fantastica'
Lineage: Eukaryota; Fungi; Ascomycota; Saccharomycetes; Saccharomycetales; Saccharomycetaceae
Source: the annotation of a GenBank genome assembly
AUGUCCGCUUACACGAUCGCCACCAACCUCCCAAUUCCACAACCAGCGCCAGAACUUCCAGACCACGUGAUGGACAUGUUUUCGCUAAAGGGAAAACUAGCUGCUGUCACCGGUGCGUCUUCUGGUAUCGGAUACGACGUUGCCGUAGCGUACGCUCAAGCCGGCGCCAACGUUGCCAUGUGGUACAACUCCAACCCUCACAUCACCACCGUCGUUGACGAGCUGUCACGCAAAUACGGCGUGACCGUGCGUGCCUACAAGUGCUCCGUCACCAGUUCGAAAGACGUGCGCGACACAAUUGAGCUGAUCCAGCGGGACUUCAACCAGCACAUCGACAUCAUGGUGGCCAACGCAGGCGUCGCCUGGAGCGACGGGCCUUUGCUCAGUAUGCUGGAAGAGGGCCAGGAGGACAAGUGCGACGAGCAGUGGAACAAAGUGCUCGACGUGGACCUCAACGGUAUCUACCGUGUGGCCAAAGCCAUCGGUCCUAUCUUCAAGAAACAAAGAACAGGCGGCUCGUUCAUCGUGACCGCCUCCAUGUCCGGUCACGUGGUCAACGUUCCUCAAAUGCAAGCAGCUUACAAUGCGGCCAAAGCCGGUGUUCUACAUUUGUGCAAAUCGUUGGCCGUUGAAUGGGCUGGUUUUGCCCGUGUCAACACGGUUUCGCCAGGUUACAUCGGCACGGAGAUCACGAGUUUUGCGGAAGACGACCUCAAGGAAAAAUGGCACAAACUCACCCCUAUGGGACGUGAAGCUUUGCCUCGUGAACUCAUCGGUGCAUACUUGUACCUGGGCUCAGGUGCUUCAACUUACACCACCGGUACGGAUAUCAUCAUCGACGGUGGGUACUGCUGCAUUUAG